UAUUAAAAUCCGCGCUGAUAUGAUCAAAACCACGGUUAAAUUGUUCAUGUCUAAACGCCAGUAAUAUGUAUUUUUAGUACACAUCUAUGGAUAUAAUAUUAAAAUAUGUGUUUCAUUGACGUCUCAUAGAAAACCAAAGGAAUUAGUACAGAUUUAAAUUUAAAUCUAAGGAUUGAUUUUGAAUAGAUAGAAAUAAAUUAUUGUAUAUGAUUCCAUCAUAUGUAAAUUGAAUAUAAAUUUUAGAUAUGGGUUUUGUAAGAAGACUUUUAACUAGACGGUCGAAAAGUCUUUGGACAAUUUUUAUAUUGACGUUCAUAAAUAUGAUUUUUAUUAUCAGGAUGACAUUUAGAAAUUUUCCAGAGGACAUUACAAUGGAUGGUUAUCCGAGGGAGCAGAAGAAGGUAGUGCAGUUACAGCCAUGCCCACAACCGGCGAUGAUAUCUAAGGAUUUCAGUCAAAACCGGAACAAAGUGGGCAGUUAUCCCUUAGGAGACUCUAUCAAAUACCUACCUAAACUAGGGCUGCAGGAUUUUGACCACGUAUCAAGUUACCUGGGUGACCCGGUUAUUGUCACGGCCGCUUCAUUUAGUCAUUUCACUUUUGUCGACGGGUUAGUUAAAAGACUUAUAACUAACAUGAAGCCGAAGCUGAAAAUAGUGGUUUUUGACCUUAGCUUGACUGAAUAUCAAAAACGAAAGAUAUGUGAAGAUGGGAAUUGUGUCCUCCGAAAGUUCCCGUACAAUGAGUAUCCAGCUUUCUUAAAGGAGAAAAAACACACCAUAGCCUGGAAGCCCGUUCUUAUACAGAUGGCUCUUCAAGAAUUUGGCUUUGUUAUAUGGAUGGAUUCCGCUGUUUAUUUACCAGACGGAAAUUUACAACCGGGUAUUGAUAUUGCACGCACCCACGGAAUCGCCGCCGGGCACAAGAGGGUGACACACCCAGACAUCAACAUUGCAUUCGAAACCGAUAAUGCCACGUUCAACAGCCUCGGGGAGAAACCAUGUGCAUUUCAAACAAGUUUUAAAUUCAAUGCAGCUUUUAUAUUCAUCAGGCGAAGUUCGUUAACUUAUAAGUUUAUCAUGAGACCCUGGAUAUCAUGCGCUCUAACAGAGACUUGUAUCAUGUCAGACCGGGAACCAAAUUCCAAAUGUGUAGAUGCGGAUAAGUUUGGAUACUGCCAUAGAUUCGACCAAUCUAUAUUCAGUAUCAUUCUAAAUAGAUUAUAUCAUACUAAACUAGCUGAGAUAGAUCUUGGAAACAAGGUGAAAUGGACGAAAUGUUACAGGAGGGAUUCUGUUGUUAUAUUUAACGAAAUGGUGUUUAAAGACAGUGAUUCUGAUAUCGUUCAAUGUCCGUUGUAGUUACCCAUUGGACAUGGAUAGGAGUAUGUAGCCUAGAAUGCUGCAUGAAUCUAUAUCAUGGUUAAAAAUAUAUGGGGGGUUUGUAGCAAACUGGUUGUAAGAAGGAGUUUUCACCAAUUCUACCGGACGAUUACACAGCUGUCAAAUCUAUAUUGAACGGGGCACUAUCGGAGUAUGAUAUAGGUUUAACGGCUCCUCAUCAACAAUCAUUCUAUGACAUCUACGUAACCAUGGCAACUACGUCCUAUGGCUAAAUCUAUACAAAACAAAUUUGUGCAAAAAAUCUGUACACAUUAUUUUCUGAAUCAAUAAAGAUUUCUGUACAAAAUGCUUUCAAGACAACAUGCAAAACAAGUCAAAUAACAUCAGUAUUGUUGU
This is a messenger RNA of Ruditapes philippinarum (Manila clam), 1739 nucleotides long. RefSeq lists its product as uncharacterized. The transcript is spliced from 4 exons. The record is from RefSeq and is a predicted model, not a curated record. Bases 246 to 1361 code for a protein of 371 amino acids. NCBI's taxonomy places the organism in Eukaryota, Metazoa, Mollusca, Bivalvia, Venerida, Veneridae.